AUGGAUCCUAUCUCCAUCGUCGCAAGCAGCUUAGCAUUCGCGGGGGCAGUUCUAAGUGGGUUGGAAGCAUUCAAGACGUUAUAUGAUGCUGGACCGGACCUCGGGGAUCUGCUGAGUGAGUUGACGGAGACAAAGUUGAUGCUGGUCGACAUCGAGAAGGCUCUCACCAACCAUGAGCUUGAAGAGGACCUUCGGCCAGACCGAUUCGAGGGUCUCCGACGCCUUUUGCUUGAGGAACAAAAAAAGCUGGAGAUUUUGAGCGCCCUCGUGAGCGAGAAAUUGGACUUUUCGAACGCAUCUAUCAGUGGUUCCCGCAUUGCCCGAUUGGCAUGGCUAAGAUAUAAUGGAAAGGUGAAAAGGAUCCAAUCCAGUCCGAACCAGACGCGCGAGAGGAUCACAGCUACGUUGGGAGCUGCCAAUCUUUACGAAACAGCUCUGAUUCGUUUGAAGCUGGAUGAUCUUGCGGGACUUCAUCAGGAGUAUACUGACCAAUGGACCCGUCACGGGAGAGCGCUGGACUUUAUCUCCGUCAAUAUUCAUCGCCUGGGCCUGGUCGACUCACCUGACCCUGCUGGUCGACUCCAGCGGAAUGCAGACUGUACAGAGUCGACGUUUAAGGAAAAUAAGACUCCGAGCGUCUGUUCUGAUGACAUUUUGGUAGCGGAGACAGUUUCGGAUAGUCAGAUCACACGGAUGUCUCGGUCCAGGGCUACUAAUUACCGACGAACUCGCUGCACAAGCUGGUGCAGUUGUAUCUGCCACAAAACGAGCUCGCUCCAAACCCCUGAGAGUCUAUGUCAGGCUCUUAACCUACUCCUCGUGGGAGUCUCUGGAUUCCCCAUUCAAUACAUCAAGUGCAAUGAGCGCCUGUGUCGACGACAAUCCAGGCCGACCCUAAAGGUCAACUAUUUCUUCCCACAGUGGAUUCUCUCCCGGGCCUUUCAGUUUGCUUUCAGAUUCUCGGACAUGCAAGGUCCUGAGCUGGUUCUGAGGAUGCCUCGAGUUGUUCCAGAUGAUGCGCCUCUCAUGUUCCUUGCAGUCCAAGGGAACAUGGAAGAGAUACAGUCAUUGUUCGCCCAAGGUCUGGCAUCCCCUUUGAUGUAG
Molecule: messenger RNA, 1104 nt
Organism: Exophiala dermatitidis NIH/UT8656
Lineage: Eukaryota; Fungi; Ascomycota; Eurotiomycetes; Chaetothyriales; Herpotrichiellaceae
Exons: 2
Coding region: 1-1104 (367 amino acids)
Source: RefSeq, a predicted model, not a curated record